CACUGCAGAGAUAUAUUAUUGGGGGCUGGGCUGGGCUGGGCUGGGUUCUUUCUCAUCAUGUUUGAUAAUUCAUUUCAUUGUAAGAUGCCCAACGAAAAGGAAUCAAUCGGAAAAAGCAUCCCUUCCCUUUUUCUCUCUUUGUAAUAUUAUACUCACUCUCACUACUACUGUUGCUAUUGCUAACAAUCGUACUUGCUUUUAUAUAUACAUAACAUACAUACAUCCUUCUCUUCUCUCCCUAGCCAGCCAGCCAUCAGUUUCAGUGCCUUCUUCUUCUUUUCUCUUUCUACAAUGGGAAAGAAGAGCAACGGCAGCUCCCCGUCCUCAUGGUUGACCAUGGUCAAACGGGCUUUCAGGUCUCCGACCAAGCCCAAGAAGACCAGCCGCUGCAGAGAAGACUACGACGACCAGCUGCACGACGAGGAAGAUAAGAAGAGGGAGAAAAGGCGCUGGCUGUUCAGAAAGCUAAGCAGCAGCAAUGGCAGUCAAAACAAUGCCCCAGCAGCAGCAGUACUUCAGCAAGAUAGCAGCAGUGAAGAAAUCGGCACUACUACAGCUGCAAAGGAGCUGGAAGCGGCGGAACAGAGGAGGAGCGCGAUGGCGGUUGCGGCUGCCACCGCGGCGGCUGCUGAAGCCGCAGCUGUCACGGCGCAAGCCGCUGUGGAGAUGGCUCGGCUCACCAGCAGGCGGCCCGCGCCGCCGCCGAAACUUUUUGUUACGCAGCAGCAGCUUGACUACUGGGCUGCCGUCGUCAUCCAGAGUGCCGUCAGAGGCUACCUGGCGAGGAGAGCGCUGCGGGCACUGAGGGGGCUGGUGAAGCUACAGGCUCUGGUGCGAGGGCAUAAUGUGAGGAAGCAGGCCAAGCUGACGCUGAGGUGCAUGCAGGCGCUGGUCAGAGCUCAAGAACGGUUCGGGUUGGACCAGCAACGGUCUGGUCAGCUCUCACAUGAAGGCAGCUACAGAAGGAAGUCCAUGUUUGCUGAGUCCAAUCCCGCUGCUGCGUUCUGGGACCCCACGUGUCUUCACGACAUUCGUCACAGAAAGUCCAAGUCACGAGAUUUAAGCACAGUGCUAGAUGGCUGGGAGGAUCAUCUGCCAAGGAGAAGCGAGGAGGUUUCUGAUGGUAGAAAAGAAGCAGCGUUGAAGCGAGAGAAGGCGCUGGCUUAUGCUUUCUGCAACCAGAUAUGGAGGUCUGAAAGGAACCCCUGCGGAACAGGGGAAGAACAGGAAGAAGAAGAAGAAGAACAAGUGGCAGAGGCAGAGGACAGAGCAAGGUGGCUCGACCGCUGGAUGGCUACAAAGCAAUACUCUUCUUCCUCCACCACCAACAGAGCAGCGUCCCUUGACCGCAGAGACUCCAUCAAAACUCUUGAAAUCGACACCUCCAGACCCUACUCAUCAUACAAGCAACCAAACCCUCCUCCUCCGCAGUUCCCUCAUCGGAAUUCCGUGGCUUCUCCACUCCACAGAGCUUCCAGCUACCACCACACGGCGGGCCCACCAGUCACCCCAUCUCCCACCAGGCCCAGGCCAGUCCAGGUCCGUUCGGCAAGCCCACGCUGCCAGCCCAGAUGCUACUCCGCGGCCCAAACCCCUAACUUCGGGUCGAGGACAUCGGCAUCAUACUCCAGGUACUCAGGAGGAGCUGCCGCCGCUACUAACUCUGGAACUCCGAAUUACAUGGCGGCUACCGAAUCUGCCAAGGCUCGGAUCAGAUCCCAGAGUGCGCCCAGGAGUAGGCCUUCAACUCCCGAGCGAGACCGUGGGCUCGUUGGCACCGGGUCGGCUAAGAAACGGCUGUCGUACCCGGUUCCUGACCCGCACGGUGGCGGCGGUUACGGUGGAAGCAACAGCUUUAGCCAGAACCUGAGGACACCGAGUUUCAAGAGCAUGCACAAUUUCGGAUCCUAUUAUGCCAAUUCCUGUUAUACCGAAAGCAUUGGUGGCGAGAUCUCUCCAUGUUCCACCACUGAUCUUAGGUGGCUGAGAUGAUAUGAACUUUUAGGGGCUAAAGAGACGCAAGUGAUUAUUUUGCAAUGCAUCGAAUUGGGAUCUUGAUCUUAUGUUGGUUGAACAAACAUCCUGAAGAAUAUGAAACAUCAGACUUUGAAGCAGUCUACUACCUGUAAACAAACCAGCACAUCAUCCACAGUCCAAACUUAUGCAUGUAAUUAACCCUCAGUUACCUGAUUGACAUGGCAAGGAGCAGUCUGAAAUAUCAAGAAAGUAAGCCAGAGCUCAGAGGUGCUUCCUCGCUUCACUUUAGAGAAAGCAUAUUACACAAAGGCUCAAGGUCCACUGCUCCCACCACCUUAUCUAGCUUUUAUUACAAGCAAACCAUGUGCAUGUGCCUCUGCCCUUCUUUGAUCCACAUUCCACAAAGAAGAAGAACUGGGAUCGUUCUUCUCUUUCCCCACAAUUUAAAAUCUAGCCCCCCUUAUUUAAGUACUACUGCAUUUGAUUCUCAGAAGAAGUCAGAUCCAAGCCACCACUUUUUUUCCUUUCCCUGUUUACAAUAUACAUACAUAACAUAAUCACCAGACCCUUGCUCCCUUAAAACUAAAGAAAGCUUACCCAAUUGCCCCAACCCUCGAACAAAACACAAGAACAGAGGGAAAAGAAAGGAAGCAAUAGUUCCUCGACUACAACCCAGCAAGCAAACAAAUAGAACAAAAACCUCACCUGCCGGAAAAAUCUGUCCUGGCCAUGCAGUUGGAGGCAGGGGACAACAUCAAACGACUUGAAGUACUUAUUUCAUAGGUAAUAAUAACAAAACUUAAAUCAACUAAUGAUAAGGGUGUUGGUGGAUGAUCGAAUGGGGCUCCUCUGUUUCAACAAAAUCUUCAGCUGCGCCUUCUGGCACUCCAGCUUUGUCCCCCAUUGCCGGCUGCUGCUGUUCUUCGAUCCAACAACACUACUGCAUCGGACCACUCUCCGAAACUCCACGAAACCUUUGAUCCCUCGCCGUAUAUGUGGAUUCUCAAUCGCCCCAACCCCACUGCCACCAGCAAUUCCCCUGUCUCUGCUGCCACCACCAACCUCAUCCCACCACCACUUGUCACCGCCGAUAAUCAGCUUCCUGCAUUUCCCUGGCAGAUCCACAGCAGCUGCUUGGGAAUCACCGGUCACCGCCAGGCUGGUCGGAGGAGCUUCACCGUCGUUCCCUUUCUUUUCCUCCUCCUUCCCUCCCAACCCAAUUCCCCAAUGCUCCUCAAUUCCCUUCUCGUGGACGAGGCUCAGAAUCUCCGACAUCUUCUCCUCCCAGACAAUCCUGGCGUCGGAGAGCUUCAUCUGGACUCUCUCUUCCCUGAGCACCUCCGCCAUCCUCAGCAUCUUCCUCUCCUCCUCCAUCUCCCUCCUCAUCCGAUCCAUCUCCGCCGCAUCCGCCGACACUUUCCUGGCCAGAUUCUCGCAGACCCUCUCCAACGCUUCCUUCCCGCUCCUCUCCUCCGCCGCCUCCCUGGCCAGCCUCUUGUUCAGAGACUCCGCCUUCUUCCGCAGCUUCCGCUCGUAGUCCAGCUCAGCCUUGAGCUCCAUCACAGUCUGGUUCUCUUCCAUUUUGAAGAAAGUAAGAUCCCAGAAAGCAGUUGCAGCGCCGGUGCCACGAGAGCUAGCGCUGUGGCUCCGCUGUAAGGGAGGGCUCUUAUGGUGGUGAUGAGAAGAAGAAGAAUGGUAUGAAUUGCUAAUAAAGAAUGGGUUACGGUACAGCUUCCAGGUUGGGGAUGUGGGGAUGGGAUCAUCAUGGAGCAUUGAUGGAUCAUUCAUCCCAGUUUCGGAAUAAUUACUACUAAUACUACUGCUACUCACCAUCAUCAUUUGAACCUCUUGUUAUAUCACUUACCUCCUUCACCUCGUGGCUUUCUCGCUGGCUUUCCGCUUUCUCCAACUUCACUGUUCCCUGUCCUUCUUCUUCUUCCUGCCACUAAAAGGAAAUGUGGGUAGGCCCAUAUGUUAAACAAAAAUGAAUGACCUUUGCUUUGGAGAUGUGGAUCCUGAAAGAAGAAA
Molecule: messenger RNA, 4005 nt
Organism: Linum tenue
Lineage: Eukaryota; Viridiplantae; Streptophyta; Magnoliopsida; Malpighiales; Linaceae
Source: the annotation of a GenBank genome assembly